Messenger RNA from Mytilus trossulus (common blue mussel), 3120 nucleotides. Its product is annotated as cubilin-like. The record is from RefSeq and is a predicted model, not a curated record. The transcript is spliced from 12 exons. Bases 50 to 2065 code for a protein of 671 amino acids. Lineage: Eukaryota; Metazoa; Mollusca; Bivalvia; Mytilida; Mytilidae.
CAAGUGUGAAUGGAAGAUCGAUUCGGGAUCAGCAGCGGACAAAGUUGCAAUGACUUAUCUCGCCUUCAAUUUAGAAACAAACUACGAUAAAUUGACAGUUUAUGAUGGAGAGAGUGCGUCGUCAAAUAUGGGUACUGACAUAGAUACCGGAAGUUACGAUGAUAGAUUUUACAUAUCGAGUGGACGAUACCUGUUUUUGAGGUUUACGUCCGACUCUUCAAUUAUGUGGUCAGGAUUUAAGAUACAGUACAUCGCUAUAUCAAACAGCAUUAUAAAACCAAACUGCGGUGACACCAUAACGCUAGAUGAAACAUCAAAUAUUGAAAAACAAUAUGCUUUGAAUACCUUCAAUCAGCCAAUCACCACUUCGUUUUACACAACCUGCGAAUGGACAAUAAGCUCAAAUACAAAUGCCCAUUUCUCGAUAAAUAUUGUAUAUGCAGACUUUGAUGAUUUCUCAACUUAUUCUUGCGAUCAGACAAACGAAUACGGUUUAUCAGUAUGGGAAGGAUCGACAAUAACUUACCAACUAUGUGGAUUUUUACCGGAUUCUCUUGUUUCUGUUUAUGCAUCUGGUGCACUUACAAACAAAGUAAAAUUUAAGGCUCCAAUUAUCAACAGUAUUGACAGAGGAUUCAUAUUGACACUGAAAUACCUUGGAACAAGUGCAAUUACCAGUAGUGCUAUACCCACAUUGGUCGGCUCGUCUAGUUCGUGUGGUUCCGAGACAAAUCCAACCCGUCUCACAGCUGACAAUGUUACAAUACAGUAUGUCACUUCCCCAGGUUAUCCAGGCCAGUACGCAAAUAAUCUUGAAUGUUGGUGGAUUAUCACUGCUCCAUUAGAAGGAGUACAGAUAUUUCCAUACCAGAUAAACACUGAUGGUACAGAUACAUUAACAAUAUAUGAUGGACCAAACUCAGGUUACGUUUCUCUAGCGUCGUAUUCAGGGACCUAUAGUUCAUUGUCUUCAUCUGUGCUGUCUACUGGAAGUAGCGUCACAAUCAAAUUCGAAACUGACGGGUCAACAACAGAUACUGGAUUUUCUAUAGGUUAUUUGGAAAAUGCAACAGUUAUUCCAAAUUGUGUACCAACUGGUUAUGUUUAUCUAAAUGCUACAAGUAAUGAACAGAGUUUACAGUCACAUGUAGGUUAUGGAUCGUCUUCUUACUCGAAUGACUUAGAUUCCUAUUGGCUGAUUGAUACAGGGUCAACUCCAAACACUAUUAACAUCAAGUUCACUUCAUUUAAUAUAGAAAGCGCCACUUCAUGCCAAUAUGAUUAUUUCAAAGUAUAUGCAGGUGCAUGUGAGGAUGAAGAUAAUAAAAUACAAUUAUAUUGUGGAGAAAGUACAGACCUGUAUUUUAGCAGUACAAAAGGAAGAUACAUUUUAAUUCAUUUCCAUACAGAUUAUUCUGUGACUCAUACUGGAUGGGAACUAAAAUAUUACACGUCAGAUGUUCAGACGGAAGACGAUUCAUCAGAGAGCAGCAAUAAUUGGCGAAUUGGUCUAGGUGUUGGUGUUUUUAUUGUAAUCAUUAUUUUCUUCUGUGUCUGUUGUCAGCAGAAAUCGCGUUCUAGAAAAAGUAGGACUAUUCCAACAACUACAAACUUUCAGCAGCAUCCUCCUGAAAGGAAAACAUUGCCAAGUCAGAUUGUCAUAAAAGCACGGCAACCAAAAAUCAAGCCAGAAUAUAUAAUGGACACAUGGAAGGGUCAACAAAAACGAAACCGUCUUCAAAAAGCCAUUGGUAAACAUCAGUUGAAGGAAGCAAAUUAUGUAUCUAACGGAUCCAAAUCAGAACUAACAUCAAAAUCUGAAUUCCCCAAUGAAAAUCCUUCCAAAAAUCUUCCUCCAUUAAUUCACCAUAUAAAGCAAAGAAGUCCACCUCCAGAUUACAGGGAAUUCGAAGAAGAACAAAAGGAGGAUUUUGUAUCUUUACCAACAAACACUGAUCAAAAUCAGGCAGAAACAUAUAAAAGUGACCCGUCUCGUCUACAGUUUGAUCCAAAUAAUAUCCCACUUCCUUUUGAAUAUACCAUGCCACCUCAACUGUUGUCAUGAUUAAUUUGUUUCUAUAUUAGUGUUACUGUUCCAGUACGCAAAGGUGAAACUCAGAUAAAAAUGGUUUUCAAAACGUAAACAAAACUUUAUCAUGUUUAUCAUUUUUAUCGUAGAUACAAACAUUUAAUCAGAGGAUACAAUUUGAUGACGUUAUGAAAGAAUAAUCUUUGAACAUUUUUAAUGAGAUAAAUGGUGCACACAAUAUUAUUUUUUUUUGCAUUGACAAUCGAAAAACCUUCACCUCGUCUUUGUAAUUUACAUAUUAUUUUAGAAUUACACAUUUUGAUAAUCUUAUUCAAUUAAAUAGUCACACAUUUGGGAAAAAUUAUUGGGUAUUAAAAUGUCUAACGAAGUCACCCUCCGUAUGGAAUUGGUUUCGUAUUUCUACGUCUUUAGUGUUUCAUGCUGUUUUACAAGUAUUAGUCAUUACCUUGUCAGUUUGUUUUUGACUUGUGCGUUUUAAUAUCCUUAUGAUAUUCGCCUAUUUUCUAAAUUAAUAAAAUUCACAAGUCAGAAUCUAAAUAUUUUGGUAUCAGAUUUUUCGACACAUGAACAUAUAUACAGUAUAUUUUGAGUAUAAAAAUUAUUCAAGAUGUCUAUGCUAAUUUUACACAUUAAUAAAUUAAAACUGAGAUAACACAUAAUAAAUUAGUUCAUUUGAAGUUUUGGGUUUGCCUUCAUCGAGUAUGCUCAAACUGUAAUAUUUGAAAGGUUUAAAAGUAUGAAUUCAUGGCCGAAAGGGACCUUAAACUAUAGAGUAUUUAAUAAAGCAUUAUACAUUUGGUUAGUACCACAGGACUGUCCUCUCAGCUUGUAUUAUCCUUGAAUUCUACGUCAAUCACUAACUGUGCCUACCGAUCAGUACUCGCAAAUAAACAAAACCAGUUAUACACGUGGUAUUCGACGAACUUUAAUUUUAAGAUGACAUGUCUCAAUAUUCAAGAAAGUUGUGUACUAUCUUCAGUUAAAAGACUGGUUGCUUAUUUGUUACAUAACAUUAUAAAAUGAAAUGGCUUAUAUGUCACAUAUUUUCAAAACGAAUUUCAAUUCAUCAA